AUGGUGUCUUCCUACCCUUUACCGGAUGGUUUCUCAGACUUCGAUGUAUUCUCUUUGGGAUCUUGUCUGCUAGUGGAGGGUCUUCUGGGAUUCUUCCUGAAUGCUGUGACAGUCGCUGCUUUCCUCAAAAUAAGAGAACUGAGAACCCCCAGCAAUUUCCUAGUCUUGAGUUUGGCAUUAGCCGAUAUGGGCAUCUCUGCGAACGCAACCAUUGCCGCUUUCUCCAGUUUUCUGAGGUACUGGCCCUAUGGCUCAGAUGGCUGCCAGACUCAUGGCUUCCAGGGUUUCGUGACAGCUCUCGCCAGCAUCCACUUCAUUGCUGCCAUUGCAUGGGCCAGAUACCACCAGUACUGCACAAGGACAAAGCUACAGUGGAGCAGUGCCAUCACUCUGGCUAUUUUCAUCUGGCUGUUUACCGCCUUCUGGUCCGCCAUGCCCCUCAUCGGCUGGGGAGAGUAUGACUACGAACCCCUCAGGACAUGCUGUACCCUUGACUACAGCAAAGGAGACAGCAACUAUGCAUCCUACCUAAUCCCCAUGGCCAUUUUCAACAUGGCCAUCCAGACCUUUGUUGUCAUGUCCUCCUACCAGUCCAUCGGCCAGAAAUUCAAGAAGACUGGAAACCCCAGGUUUAACACUGCCACUCCCCUGAAGACAUUUUUGUUCUGCUGGGGACCCUAUGGAGUCCUGGCCUUCUACGCUGCUGUUGAGAAUGCCAACUUGGUCUCUCCCAAAAUUAGGAUGUUGGCUCCUAUUCUGGCAAAGACCUCUCCCACCUUCAACGUUUUCGUGUACGCCCUGGGCAAUGAGAACUACAGUGGAGGCAUCUGGCAGUUCCUCACUGGGGAAAAGACUGAAGUGCCUCAAAUUGAGAACAAGUUCAAAUAA
Molecule: messenger RNA, 888 nt
Organism: Salvelinus namaycush (lake trout)
Lineage: Eukaryota; Metazoa; Chordata; Actinopteri; Salmoniformes; Salmonidae
Product: RPE-retinal G protein-coupled receptor-like
Exons: 7
Coding region: 1-888 (295 amino acids)
Biological process (GO): visual perception; G protein-coupled receptor signaling pathway; phototransduction
Cellular component (GO): membrane
Molecular function (GO): G protein-coupled receptor activity
Source: RefSeq, a predicted model, not a curated record